AUGCCCAAUCGAACGAAAUAUUAUGAAAAGCUGCGAGAGAAGCGUCGGCUGGCACGCGAACACGCGAAAAAAGUUCAAGAGGAGCGAGCAAGAUCACGAGAAAUGAAAGAAGAAAAAUGGACAACACGAAAUGAGUUUGAUCUGAUUUCUGAGCAUCGACAGCUUCAGAGAAAGGCUUAUAUUGAAAAGAUUAGAAAAGAAAGUCAAGCAAUGCUAGAAAUGGCAGUGGCACGCGUGAAAGCUCACGAGAAACGGGAAAAUAUGUUGAAACAGGAAAUUGAAGAAGAAGUGGAAACUGUGAGAACUUUCAUUACUGAGCAAUGCGAAUACUACGCUGACAUUCAUCAACAAAUAUCUCCACCGAAAGAACGAAGUGUGGAUCAGAUUGUUGGAGAAAUCGAAACAGAACUCAAAGAAGUUGUAGUUAUUCAAAAUUUGAACAUUUAUAUUGAAAUGUUUCAGAUCUAUGAGAUAUUUUCAAGUGUGUUUAAUUUUGACCCAAAGAUGCCAGAAAAUGUGGGCGUAAAGGAAGACGACGAUAAGGUUUUUGCUAAGGAAAUUGCUCAAUUGGAAGAAGAAUUUGAAGCUAACACUUUGAAAGCUGAAAGCCUCGAAAAAGAAAUCGCUUAUUCAAAAGUACAAAUUGAAACCGAAAAUGUUAAAUUCGCGGCAAUUGAACAAGAAAAAGCAAUCGAAAUUAUCAAAUUGGAGAAGCAAAUAAAGAUAAUGGAGGCAAAAUUAGACUUUAUGAAACAAGAUCCAAUUGAGAUUGAAGAGAUUGAAAAGCUGAAACACCGUGUGGAAGAAGAGACGCAAAGAAAUACGGAAUAUGCAGAAUCAUUAAAGUAUAUCAAAGAAAUGAUAAGGAUUAAAAAGGCAGAAAAAAAUGAAAAGAAACAGAAAAAUGCAAUUGAUAAUUAAAAUUGGAAACUUGUUUUUUAACAAUCAAUUUUAUGUAAAAAUAAAAGUACUCAUUGAAA
This is a messenger RNA of Caenorhabditis elegans, 980 nucleotides long. RefSeq lists its product as uncharacterized. NCBI's taxonomy places the organism in Eukaryota, Metazoa, Nematoda, Chromadorea, Rhabditida, Rhabditidae. The transcript is spliced from 5 exons. The record is from RefSeq and is marked reviewed. Bases 1 to 921 code for a protein of 306 amino acids.